UGUUACGUAAAACAAAGUCGCCUCCUUUUGCCUAUAGACACAUCAUGAUUUCAUCAGACAACGAUGACGACAAAGACAAAGAAGAAGGCAACGAAAUUAAAGACAAACAUCAGUUUGUUUUCGGUUAUUGUUUCAGUGAUUUACCAAAUUAAGCCGAGUGGUGGCGGCGGCGAUGGAUCUUACCUGGAUGUGGAGGACAGCGGCACGUUUUCAAGAGAGCAAGAAGAAGCGCGGGGAGGCCAAGAAUGGACGCUGGAACUCGGCCGUGGCUCUGCGGGAAGCGAUCCAUCUCCACUCGAUCCGCCUCCACCUACUGCAACCCCUUUCUCCAGAUCGGCUGUUACUCCUCCCAGCUUCAUUGGGAUGAAAAAACAGGAUUAUGUUGCAAGCACUGAUACACUACCACCAACUGAAUUUUUCAAGAAACCGAAGGGUGAGCAAAUGAUAGCUAUAUCCACCUUCUUCAACUUCUGAUAACGGAGCACUCCAAUCGACAGAUUUGACGAUCAUCCCCGGAAAAAAGAUUGUGGUAGAAGGAUUAGAAAGAGUUGUGGAAGAUGAAAGUGAAAGUAGAGAAACUGAUAGCUCAGCUGAAGGCAAAAAGACUUGGGGUUUGGUCUUGACUCUCUUGAGUAACAAGUUUUUGUAGGUCCUUCGUAUAGAUGUUAAAGAUACAUAUUCAUUUUUGGUUUUUAGUUUUGUGGGGGUAAUAUGUUGUUGUACACAUUAUGGCACAAUUGGUCUCUCGGGAUUAGCCGCGCGUAAGGUGACCCGGACACCUGAUUAUAAAAAAAAAAAAAAAACUUAAUGUACACACGCGCAUGUUAAAUUUCUUUAGCAAAUAGAUGUUGCUGCAAA
Rhododendron vialii is the source of this 858-nucleotide messenger RNA. RefSeq lists its product as uncharacterized. The coding region runs from base 64 to 474 and encodes 136 amino acids. The transcript is spliced from 2 exons. The record is from RefSeq and is a predicted model, not a curated record. NCBI's taxonomy places the organism in Eukaryota, Viridiplantae, Streptophyta, Magnoliopsida, Ericales, Ericaceae.